GUUUUCCUGUUCGGCCACAGUCGUGACACGAAGUGGGACAGAACCUCGAGACGAGUUGGUUUACGGUUUUGUGAACUGUCAUCCCAAUUUUCCAUUUUUUCCCUUUAAUUGCCGUUCGUGGAUCCCCAUUUCGCACAACAUAUCCGGGCUAUAAGCUUUUAUGUCGACAAAAUACAGAUCGUACAUCGGGAGGACGUGAUUGAUCAGUGAGAAGCUGCAUUUUAACGAAAAAGAAUAAUGGCCAACCGAUCGGGAACAGCCCAAAGACCCAAUGGACAAAGCCAGGGCAAAAUAUGCCAGUUCAAGUUGGUGCUGCUCGGCGAGAGUGCUGUGGGAAAGUCAAGUUUAGUGUUGCGAUUUGUCAAGGGCCAGUUUCACGAGUACCAAGAAAGCACCAUUGGAGCGGCCUUCCUAACUCAAACGAUUUGCCUCGACGAUACCACUGUGAAGUUUGAGAUAUGGGAUACUGCUGGCCAAGAACGGUACCAUAGUUUGGCUCCAAUGUAUUACAGAGGCGCCCAGGCAGCAAUCGUGGUUUACGAUAUUACUAACCAGGAUACGUUCGGAAGAGCAAAAACGUGGGUGAAAGAGCUGCAGCGCCAAGCCAGUCCAAACAUUGUAAUUGCACUAGCGGGCAACAAGCAGGAUCUAGCCAAUAAACGCAUGGUGGAGUAUGAGGAGGCUCAAACUUACGCGGAGGAGAACGGGCUACUUUUCAUGGAAACGUCUGCUAAAACUGCGAUGAAUGUGAACGACAUUUUCUUAGCAAUAGCCAAGAAAUUGCCCAAGAACGAACAAAAUACAGGUCAGGGAGGCAGCGUGCAAGGCAGAAGGCUGACGGAGGGUAAUACGGAACCAAAGACUGGUGCUAAUUGUUGCAAGUGAUGGCCUGUCCAUUGGAGUGAAGUGUUAUUUCAAAUUAGAGGAUCGGACUGUUUAAGCCGCAUUUUAGUGAUACAUGGAAUGUAAGAAAUCCUCAUAACAUGAAACAAUAUAAAAGGUAGCAUUCACUGUCAAAUAUUUGAUCUUCAAAUUCCAACAUUCGUAUUGUAAUGUUCUUAAUUCAAUGGAAAAUAUCCAUUGCCUUUUUUAAUAGAGUUGCGUAGGGUUCAAAAGGAAAUGUCUGACAGUGUAAUGAUUGCUGUCCUGGAUUAUUUCCUUAAGCAUAUUUGAUUAAUUCCACCGUAGGCAUUUAAUUUAGAAGGACUAUCCAAGCAAUUGAGAAAUAGCAACCUAGUAAAAUUUUCCAGAAAACCGAUCCUGGGCAGCAACCUUUUCUUUGUACAAUAAUUUUCAAAAUUGCGUUUAAUAGCAUAUACAAAGAAAUUAAUCAAUCACGUUUACUUGCAAGAUAUAGUGUACUCAAAUGUUAUUUUAAUUAAUUUUUAUAUUAAAAAUAGAGUCAUUUUUAUUUUAUUUAUCUGAAGUUGUGAUUAACAAUAUUAGUUAAACGAAUCAAAGUAUAAGCUAUUAUUAUCUACAAUUAAAAUCAAUCUAAAUGGAGAUAAGUGGGUAUUUAAGCAAUCGGGGUAGCCUAUAGAUGCCACAUUGAUGCUUUUCAAUGCUACAACAUAGAUGUUUACUGACGCGCUUUUAUUUUCAUCACCUGUUGUAAUUCAAUGGUUCUCUAACGCAAUGUGACCAAGCAAAACUUCAGCUUAUUAAACCAAGUCGACCCUCAAGCACCUGCAGGUCUAGAUCUACCUAAAAAUUGAAUCUAGGAAAGUGUUAAAAAAAUUGCAACUUUAUCCGUUCAUUGUCAGUAUGAAAAUGCCAAAUGAAAAUUGAUAUUUGCACAGAUCUUGGUAUUUGGUUCAAGUCGCUUUACCAGUCCUUAUCAAAUUUGUAUUAUUCUUUAUUGUAAGUGUUCGAUUUUAUAUUCAGCAAAAAAUAUAUUUCUAUAAUUUAAUAGUUAGGUUUUAAAAUUAGAGGUGAUUGUACAGAAUUUAAAAUAUACUAAUGUUCCAAGGUAAAUUAGCGUUAUGUUAUUGUACAUUUUUAGUUUAUAUUUUACUAUUUUGUGGAAACCGAUGUAAUUUAAAUGAGCACUGGAGGAGGUGUUCAAUAUGUUGUAUUAUAAUUGAAUAUAAUUAUUAAUAUGAA
Messenger RNA from Dendroctonus ponderosae (mountain pine beetle), 2103 nucleotides. RefSeq names its product ras-related protein Rab-5B (gene Rab5). The record is from RefSeq and is a predicted model, not a curated record. NCBI's taxonomy places the organism in Eukaryota, Metazoa, Arthropoda, Insecta, Coleoptera, Curculionidae. The transcript has 4 exons. Bases 238 to 885 code for a protein of 215 amino acids. Gene Ontology annotation, molecular function: GTP binding; GTPase activity.